Messenger RNA from Miscanthus lutarioriparius, 390 nucleotides. The record is from the annotation of a GenBank genome assembly. Lineage: Eukaryota; Viridiplantae; Streptophyta; Magnoliopsida; Poales; Poaceae.
AUGACUGAGCAGAGCAAGCUAGCCACCACCCAAGCUCCUUGCUGCUGCUCGUUCUCCCUAUUCCAUCCCUACACCACCUCCUCGCUCGCAGAGCAAAGCAAACAAAGAAGAAGCCAACCAGUAGAGAAGAAGCAGGGAAGGCGAGAGGUGAGGAGGUGGCGCCUGAAGCAGCAAUGGGAACGGACCUGGGGUUUGAGGAGAAGGAGCUCUGGCAAGAGGGGCUUUGCUGAGACCAUCAACCUCAAGCUGAAGCUGGAGCCGGCGACCCCCGCGGCCGUCGUGAAGGCGGAAGAGGACCAGCAGGACGACGGUGCUGCCAUUACCACCGCCAAGGAAGCCGUGGCUGCCGUGGAGGAGGCCAGCGGGAAGAUGAAGCGGUCCCCACGCUAG